UUUGCCACACCCAAGAUGGCGCCAUCGGCCACUGCCGGACGCCCACAGCCUCAGCCCCUCGGCCAACCAGCCCCGCCCCACGCCACGGCGCCGAGAUGGCUGCCAGACACAGGGCCGCAGCGCCCCUCCCUUGCGGAUUACUUAAAAUGGCGGCCUCGGGGCCGGGCGCGGGGCGGGGCCGCCGGGCGCGGGGCACGCUGGGGUGCGGCGCCCGGGCUGCCGGGAACGGGGAGGAGCGCGGCCGCGCCGGCGCGUCGAGGGGGAGAGGUAGCCGCUGCGAUGGACGUGUUCCUCAUGAUCCGGCGCCACAAGACCACCAUCUUCACUGACGCUAAGGAGUCGAGUACCGUGUUCGAGCUGAAGCGCAUCGUCGAGGGCAUCCUCAAGCGGCCGCCGGACGAGCAGCGGCUGUACAAGGACGACCAGCUUCUGGAUGACGGCAAGACCUUGGGCGAGUGCGGCUUCACCAGCCAGACCGCGCGGCCUCAGGCCCCAGCCACCGUGGGGCUGGCCUUCCGGGCAGAUGAAGCGUUCGAGGCCCUGCGCAUUGAGCCCUUCUCCAGCCCGCCUGAGCUGCCCGACGUGAUGAAGCCGCAGGACUCAGGAAGCAGCGCCAAUGAACAAGCUGUGCAGUGAGGGUCUCCCUGCGCACCCCCCAAUAAAAGAUUUGGGUGUCCACCUGG
Messenger RNA from Sus scrofa (pig), 683 nucleotides. It is a transcript of the gene ELOB, whose product is annotated as elongin B. Gene Ontology annotation, biological process: transcription elongation by RNA polymerase II. Gene Ontology annotation, molecular function: protein binding. Gene Ontology annotation, cellular component: VCB complex; elongin complex. The record is from RefSeq and is a predicted model, not a curated record. Lineage: Eukaryota; Metazoa; Chordata; Mammalia; Artiodactyla; Suidae.